Acanthaster planci (crown-of-thorns starfish) is the source of this 7670-nucleotide messenger RNA. Its product is annotated as procollagen galactosyltransferase 2-like. Gene Ontology annotation, molecular function: procollagen galactosyltransferase activity. The record is from RefSeq and is a predicted model, not a curated record. Lineage: Eukaryota; Metazoa; Echinodermata; Asteroidea; Valvatida; Acanthasteridae.
ACAUUUUGGUAAAAAAAUCCACUUUCUCAAUAUGCAAUGGGCUUUUACUCACUAUUCUCAUUUUCAUGACAAAAACGAUCCUAUAUGCGUGCAGUGUAUUAUUUGGUGUAUACAUGUAAUGUCAUUCACUGUCAGGACGCCCUUUUUGACACGUACCAACGGUGAUGACGAUUCUGGUUAUGGUUCGUGUCCUAAGGUCUUGAAACCAAGACUACCCAACUGCAGGACUAUAGUUGGGACGGUCUCGAUUAUAGUUGGGACGGAAGCUAUAAUUGGGGCGUAUAAUGCAUGUGAACGAUGUUUACGUGUCACUGUCUACUAGUAGUACUUCAGAGGUGGUAGUAUCAAAGAGAAUGUUGCUUCUCGCGCAUGGAAAAGUUGUGCAUUUGAACUGUUUCACUAUGAUUUCUCUUGUGAUUGUGCUUGGUUUAACUGGCCAAGUGUUAGCAUUGCACAAUGACGGAGGACCAACCGAUAGGCCUAGCGCUAGCAGUAGCACAUCAUGCUCACCAUGUUCGCAGACCCAUACUAGGCCUACUACGUACUAGUAGUACUAGCGAUAGUACUAGUAGGCCGAGGCCUGUUACAGAGAAGGUUGAGGUAUUGCAACCAACAGUUUUCAUUCCUAUCCUGGCAAGAAACAAGGAACACACUUUACCUACAUUUCUUGGAUGUUUAGAGAACCUGCAGUAUCCAAAGGAUCGCAUAUCCUUGUGGAUUCGGACAGACCACAACAUUGAUAACACUGCUACUUUGCUACAAGAAUGGGUGAACAAAAGUGGAUCUUUAUACCACCGUGUAGAUAUUGAUGUACAAAAUGAACCUCAAGCUUUUGAUUGGGAAAAUGGUCCAAGUGAUUGGCCUGAUGAAAGAUACUUGCAUGUGAUUACUCUGAGACAGAGGGCUUUAGAGGAAGCAAGAUUUCAGUGGGCUGAUUACCUACUAGCAGUUGACGUUGAUAACUUUCUGGAAAAUCCAAGGGUAUUACUUGAUCUGAUGACACAAGAGAAAACAGUCAUUGCUCCAAUGCUGGUAUCGACAAAAAUGUAUUCGAACUUCUGGGGAGGAACGAACCAAAAGGGGUACUACAGAAGGACGGAACAGUACGUUCACAUAUUGAAGAGAAAUUUCACUGGUGUAUUUGAAGUGCCCAUGGUACAUUCUACGUAUCUCAUUAAUCUGCGUCAUAAAAUCUCGGUCCAGUUGUCUUAUAAUCCUCUUCCUGGCUUUACUGGUGAUAUUGAUGACAUGAUGACUUUUGCCUUCUCUGCUAAAAAAGCAGGUAUUCCUUUCCAUGUGACAAACCGCAAUUAUUAUGGAAGCCUCCUAAUUCCAUUAAGUGCUAAGAAGCCAUUAGAGUAUGAGAAAGAGCAAAUGCUGCAUCUGCGACUUGAAGCUAUGGUUGAUAAUGCAGGCUUGCCUUUAUCAAAACAUGUAUCAGUGCCAGCAAGGCAACAAAGCAAGUUAGGAUUUGAUGAAAUCUACAUGAUUAAUCUGAAGAGACGUCCUGAGAGACGGCUGAGAAUGGUAGCAGCUUUGAAAGACUUAGGAAUAGCCUUCAAAAUAGUGGAUGCUGUUGAUGGAAAAGCAUUGACGGAUCAGGACCUGGAAGAUUUAGGAGUUGAUAUGUUACCUGGUUACAGAGACCCCUACUAUGAACGUGUUUUGACCAGAGGAGAGAUUGGCUGCUUCCUUAGCCAUUACUUCAUAUGGCAAGAUGUGGUGAGAAAUAACUACAAAAAAAUCUUGAUAUUUGAGGAUGAUGUGAGAUUCAAAGAGUCAUUUAGACCAAAGAUGGAAGAAUUGCUACAAGAAAUCGCACAGAAAAAUCUGGACUGGGAGCUACUCUACAUUGGUCGCAAAAUAAUGGAAAGGGACUAUGAGAAUUAUGUUGAUGGUUUCAUGCACGUCGUCAAACCAAGCUACACAUACUGGACUCUGAGCUACAUGCUUACUUUUGAUGGAGCCCAAAAGCUGUUAUCACAAGAGCCCCUGGGAAAGAUGAUACCAGUUGAUGAGUACAUACCAAUCAUGUUUGAUGUACAUCCAGAGAAUGACUGGGCUCAUGCAUUUCAUCCGCGUGACCUCAAAGCAUAUUCGGUCAACCCACUUCUUGUGGAACCAACACACUACACUGGGGAAGAGAAAUACAUCAGUGAUACAGAAACAAAGGACAUUUGGGAGUAUGUUUUGCAAAGAGAAGGAACUUCAGAUAAAGCUGGUUUUAGUAAGCAGCAAAAGGAUGCCAGUGAUGACCCAAAAUCAAGCAAAGGAAGACUAGAUUUAAUGGAACAACAUGAAGAUGACAAGCACACAGGAAACAAGGUGUGGAAUGAUGGACAAAGGAUGCAUGGACAUGGUACAAUGCCGAGUGCUGAUGACAGUUUAAAUGGCACUCAUGCUGUAGAACUCACUGCAAAUAAGAAACUAGAUUCUCAAGAUAGUUCAGCUGAGUCAUCUAAUCCUGAUGCUGAAAGGGACAGAGCUGCUUCUGAGGACAUAAAUACUCACACUGAGUUAUGACAUCAACCAACACAAUAUCCUCAAUAACAAGAUGAUAGUUGAGACUAUAUUAGGCGCAUUACACUCUCUUACUGAAUGAACUUUCAACAGCUGGUGCGUCCCAUUUCUUGUGUGGUCCAGUAGCUAAAAAACUUUCAUUUUAUAGAUAGAAAUUAAUAGCAUAAAAUGCCUCUUUACCUGAAAACUUAAUAGGACAUGAACACAGGACAAUAGGACAUAAGAUGGAAAAUAGUCACAAAUUUCAAUAUGACACAUAGUGCGGGAAAUAUUAAAAAUGACUUCAGUGCUGUGUCCAUAUGGUAUGUUAUACUCACAAGUUCAAAGGUUUUAAUGAAUACAAUUCUUGGUUCUCUCCUCUCCUUUUUUUCAGUGGAACUGUGUCAGUAAAAUUUGCGUUAUGAUUCUCAAAAGCAUGCAUUUUUUUAAAAGUAGUAGGUACCAAGUACAUAAAGCUGUAUGUAGCUUGUCUUAGAUGAACCAAGGGUUGUUAAAGAAUUAAUAAUUCCGGAGAGCAUGGAGGUUCCAAACUGCUUUUAUGUAUGCAAGGAAAUGAUUUACAGGGUAGUCUAUGUACAUAUAUGAGGUAGUAAUACUGUUAGCAAGUAAAUUAUAAUUUGAGCUUUUAAGCUUUUCACGAUGAAGUUGGCAAGUUAGUGAGAGAGGUUUGCAGUAGCACCAUGCAAGGGUAUCUCUUGUUGUCAGGCAAUCUCCUGAUGACGGACAGAGCAUACAGUCCUAAACAUUGAGUACCUCCUGGUUCUCUACAGAACCACACGUACUCCUAAGUUAUAAUCAGAGUUAUAAUACAAAAUAAGAAUAACAUGUCUAGAUUUCAAAUUACACAUAUUUCAAUUUUAACGUAACAGUUGUCACAAUAAGGUUGCCAUUGUGUUGAUUUUUUUCCAUUAAUAUGCCUCAUGUAAGGUGUGAUAUAUUGGCUAGGAAUGGUGCUAAUUUUCUUUUAUGUCAUCAUAAAUACCUCAGUUUACCCAGUCCAACAGUCGACAGACAGCCCUUCAUGUGGGUGGUUUUAACAGAUGGCAAAACUACCAACUGGCUUUAAACACUUUCCCAAUUUCUAUGAGGUUUUUACUAAAACCACUUGUAUAAUUUUAUUUGUUGUGAGACAGGCAUGCAUAUAAAAUGGCCAAUUAGUCCAUAUUUCACAGAGCCAAAAGAUUACUACACCACCACUGCUGCACUCUUCAUCUCAUCAUGCAGUGCCAACGAGUGAGUGCCAAUUUCAGUACAAGGAGAUUCAGCACUCGCAUGCAAGAGGCACACAUUGGUACCACAGGAGGGGUUUUAUAUUUUCCUGCAUUAAAUCGCAUACCCAAAGUGGCAGCCAAUCUGAUGAGGUUGUUGAGAUCAGCUGGCAUUAAUUUCUCAUCUUCCCUAUGAGGCAGUCAUCAGCAAAUCUUGUUUCACUCCUGACAACACAUUAGAUGUCAUUUAUGAAAAGAAGAAAUGAAUGUGGUCCCAACACAGUCCCCUGUGGUGCACCACUGAGAACAGCCUGUUGCUAAGAAACACAACAAUCCACUGUUUGAUUUUGCCCCUGAUCAGUGAUGCCAUAACAAUUGAUCUUAUGAAGACGUUUCUGAUGCGGUAUCAUAUUGAACACCUUUGAAAAAAUCGAAAACUGCUAUAUCAGUGAAUAAACCAUUGUUGUGAUUACAGGCUAGAUCAUGAUAAGUUAAGAUCAGUUGACUCUCACGAGAGCACCUUCUAUGGUAAGCAUGUUGAUUCUCUGCUAGAAUUUUGAACUGGUCAGCAAUGUGCUCCAAUAAUUUGCAGCACACUGAGGUCAAAGACAACAAUCUGUAAUUCACUGGGUCCAAUUUGAUACCCUUCGUAAACUAGGGUUAUAUUGGUUUUCUGUUAGUUGCUCGCCUGUGUCCACAGAUUGUUGGAAGGUGUGUGUGAGAAAGGGGGUGAUCUGUUCUACUGCCAGUUGGAGAGUUCUGUUUGGUAUUUCAUCCAGCCCAACUGCUUUGGAGACAUCCAUUGAACUUAUUGGGAUCAUUAGUAGCUGUCAUGUUGUCCACAUACAUGUAAACCUGAUGAGCUUUGCAGAGAGCACAAUCCACAUAUCUGUGAAUGGACUUAAAUUUAUCUCAAUCAGAUUAUUGACUGAAUUUUUGGCAUGGACAUAGUCUUUUUUUUUUUCAAUUGAGACACAAAAUGUGAGCGGACAACCAUCGUGGCGUCACUUUCCUUUGAACAGUCUUCUGCGGCACUAAUUCCUUGACAAUGUUGUUUAAGCAAUUCCUAAAAAAGGCCCAGUUUGAUUCAAUAGUACAUGUUGGUCUGGGUCGUAAAAAAACAUCUCUCAGUGCAGCUGUAGCCACUCCAAAAUUUGCUUCGUCUGCACUUUUCCGCUUAACCCUAACAGUCCUCAAUUCCUUCACCUGUUGGAGGACUGAGGACUGUUAGGGUUAAGGAUACUUUUUGGUGGUUUUGAGGUGUAGACAGCCUUGAUAGAGAAGUCAGCUAGGACCGUUUCAUGAUCACUCAAUCCAGACACUGCAUGAGUGUUUUAGUUGUGAACAAGUCAAGCUUAUUCUCAAUGCAGGUGGUUGGAUCUUAACGGGUAGUAGAGCCAACCAACUGCUCUAGGUGAUACUCGUUAGCAAAAGAUAUAUUUCAUGGUGGGUAUCUCAAUAAUUUGAGAUUGUAGGCAAUUCUGUGGAUAAGUUGUGUCAUCUGGGCUCCAGAGUAUAUUGUUGAAAUCCCCUUUUAAAAUUAUGAAGGGGGAGUUUAAAUAUUGGUAUAGCCUACAGGCUAGACCAAUCAUCGGUGGAGAUAUGCACAUGUUUGCCAAGUGGUGUGUAGUUGAAUGCAUCCAAGGAGAUGCUUCAUGGUCUGCAUCAACUCCGGUGUUGAGGAGGCCAUCAAAGAGAUGCUGGUACAUUUACCACUAUACUAGGACACCAAGUAAUAUAUCUUGCCAUCAGUUAUAUCUGUAACUGGGAUGCUUUAUUUGGUUAGGUUUGUUUUUCAUGUUUCAAUGAGAAUGUAAUUUUGUUGCUCAUAUUGACAAAGGGUUUUUAUUUUUAAAUAACCCUUUUGCAUAUUAAAUUUGAAUCCAAUCUGAGGCAUUGGACUUGCGAGGUAUCGUACUUAUGAGGCUUCAGACUUAUGGAUUUUUCUUCAAAUGCUUUUUUCGGACUUAUGAGGCAUCGGAAUGAUGAGGCAUUAGACUUAUAAGCUGACCCCGUUUUCAAUGGAUAAGAAGGGCAUAAAGGAACUAGUUCAUUCUAGAGAUGGUGGUCACUAUGUGAAAGCUUACCCCGAAUCACAAGGUAUGGCAACAGUGUCUUUAGUCAGGGGAAUUUAGACAUUGUGUAUGUUCAAAAGAGCUUUACUUGUUGCAACCAAACAACUAAACACAUGAAACCUGGUACUGCAUGCAAAUAAAAACUGGUCUACCUACUGUGUGCAUUCCAAAGACAUAUUCACAGACAUUUUUGGCAGAGUGUAUUGCAAGAUCAAUUCAAGAUUGAAUAACCAAUCCAAAGGACAAAAUCAACUGUGAAAAUGAAUACAUUUUGCUUUUCAGUAUAUUGGUAUAGGUGUACUUCUUACACUGAAUGUACAGCUUUGUUUGCCUAUGUAUACAGCUUACUUCGAGUAACUUACUUCCAGUUGUUGAUGCAUCAGAUUGCUGAACUAAUGGACACACAAAUCCAUGAGCCUAUUUGAAGUGUAAUGGACACAAUAGGAGGGUGCUAGGUAAAUUUUGAGCAAACCAAUUAGCGCCCUUCCACUUUGUCCACCAUACUUCAAAAAGGCUAAUGUAAGCACAGAAAAUGUAUAGUUUUGUUAUAGAGUGGGUUAUUGACCUAUAUAAAGUAAGGAAAAUAAUCAUCAGACACAAAAAUAAAUGUUUAGAAAUGAACAGUUGAAAAAAUAAAUAUACAAAAGGUAUGAAUUCAAAUAACAUUUAUUCAACAUUGAUCGCAAACUGAAGAUUUUUGGGGGUACAUUUGGCUUUCGAGAGGAAAUCAAACUGUCUUUCAAAAAAAGUAUAGUUAAAUGAAUGGAACUGAAGAACGUGCAAGAAUGAGCGAGCAAAGAUGAAAUUAACAGGGAAUGUGAUAGCUGAUGAAUAAGGCUUAAAGAGACAAAUUGAAGUCAUUCAUUUAUGAAUUUGAACAUGUGCAGGAAAACCUUUUUUCCCCUCUCAUCUAAAUACAACGCUACAAGGAUCACCUUGGGAAGCCUAAUUUACUACACUUCUCAAAGGAAAUUCAUGGUUGUAUACUAUUCAUAAUCCAAAACUCAUAAAGGAGGAAUUUUUUGCAUGUUUUAUUUAAAGAAGGGUUCAUGAUGUAACAUAUUAAUCAAGUUUGUGGCUACUACAUGUACUUCCAUAAUAGCUGGCUGAGGACACAGCGCACGGUUCUUAACUUUUGUUUCACAAGUCUUAGACCUAUUACAUGGGAGAGAAGCCUUUCAGUGGACACCAUUGACAAAAUGGCCGUUUCUAUGAAAUCAACUGAUAUUUGGAUUAUAAAGACUUCAUGUUAAGUUUUCUAGGUAAUAAUUAAAAAUACUUUCUAACAAGACAAAAACAAACUUUGAUUAUAAUCAAACCUGAUAAGCAGCUUUUAUUUAAUGUAAAGCUAUUCUUCCUAAAGAGUAGACCUCUUAACUCUUUAGGAAGAAUAGCUUUACAUUUUCUUGACCUACAUGUGACCGUGAUGACCUACAGUAUUUUUGACACAAAUUUUAUGAACAUUGGAUAUGACGCAAAACAAAAGGGGACAAGUCACAUUAGCCAUGUUUCCCUUAUGGUUGUAUACUUAUGCUGUUCCAUUUCAUGUGCAUUUACAUCAGCGACCUACAGGUAGUUCAGUUCCUAAUCUUUACAAAACACCAUUAUUUAAUAUCCUUGUUCUCCCUGACUUCACACUAUUUGGUAGGUAAUUUGCAUUACUCACUCUUAUAAAUUAAAGAAUGUGUUCUAAAUAUAAAAUCAUGUCAGAUAUGACAGGGAGACAAAAACAUGCUUGCAAUAUCUUGCUAUGUCUGUACAGAGGACGAGGUACUACAGUGUACAUUGUAUAUCUGGAAAAAUGUUGACUUGCUCAAGUAAUCGGUGUGCUUUAAGGAGUGAAAUAAACUUCUGUAAGUUAGAAAGA